Molecule: messenger RNA, 1758 nt
Organism: Symbiodinium pilosum
Lineage: Eukaryota; Dinophyceae; Suessiales; Symbiodiniaceae
Source: the annotation of a GenBank genome assembly
AUGGGGCUCAGGCGUCUAUGCUGGACGGCCAAAAAUUGUGGCGCCACCGCGCUCACCUUGACGGACAGCAUGGUGGCAUGCCUGGCUUUUGAGAAAGGGCGCAGCGGGUCUAGUGGACUCAAUGCUCUCUGUCGCCGGGCCGCAGCUUAUAGCAUUGGGUGCCAAAUCCAGUGGCGUUUGCUCCACAUCACCACGGACCGCAACGUGGCGGAUGAACCAUCACGGAGGUGGGGGCCCGACUUUGAGAGGCCGUCCGACAGCAAGCACCGAGGAAGGCGGAACACCAUAGACGAUGCGACCCAGGGCAUUCGCGUUGACGCUGCCGGCGACUUCACCGACUUCGUGUCCAACUUCGGCAACCCAACCUGCUCAGCUACCUCCUCCUGCUCUUCAGCGUCUACACCGCGCUACUUCCUCGAGGUUUUCUGCGGCGCGGGGCGGCUCACUCGAGCGGUGGCAGGAGCAGGGAUGCGAGCACUUCCGGACAUGGAGAUUGCGAAGGGCCACCAGUUUGACCUCCUCAACCCCUCCGUCCAAAAGGUCAUCUUCGAUCUCACUCGUGAUGGUCGGCUGUGGCAGGCGUGCCCUGAGGAAUGCCUCGGGGUCGCGCUUCCCAAGGAUGUGGCCAUCUACCUCAAUGGCCGUGAGAAGGCGCAGCUGCGAGCUCACCGCCUCCGGCAAGCAGUUGCCGGAAGAGCUCUUCGUCUGGCUCACCAGGAUACGGACGAGUGCUUCCUCCUCGACGCCAGGCGCUACCUCAAGACACACCCUGUCGUCUUCGGCAACUUCACAGCUCAGGACCUCGCAAAGCUUGUUGGCUACUUCGGCUACUCCGGGCCGCAGCUUCCAGCUCGGCUACAACUUCGCGCCCUCAAGGUCACCCAGAAAACGUUGGACAGUUACCACCGUCACGUUCAGGACUUUCAGGCGUGGGCCAGCAGCAAGCGACAAAAAGUCACCGCAAAGAACUUGGACCGGUUGGUGGUGCGCUACCUCACUCAGUUGGCUCUCGAGGAUGCGGUGCUCCCCUCUGAAGGCGCCUGCCUGGUGUUUGGCCUUCACAUGCUCAAGUGCACCGUGCCGAAAGCUGACUUUCUUCCUGAAGCCCAAGAGGCUUUGGCAGCCUGGCGAAAAAUUGCCCCAGGCGGCAUGCGGCUUCCAGUGCCAGAAGAAUUCGUGUUUGACAUGGCUACUCUGGCCAUAGAUGAAGCUCAUCCUGACAUCGCCUUUGCCAUGGCGCUUCAGCUAGACACACUUCAUAUCGGCUUUCCGGCCGGUGGUCGCUACAACAAGUGGUCCAUUGUGGCGGCUCCAUUUGACCUAGGCAACUCCACCAAAACGGGCAAGUACGACGACUCUGUCCUUGUGGCAGACAAAGCAGACCGGGCCUGGCUCACCGAAGCCACGCAACUGUACGUGGCUAAAGUCACUGAUGAACUUUUUCCAUCUUUGACCUUGGCCAAGUAUGAGAAAUGGCUCAAACAGGCGGCUACAAAACUUGGCUACAAGACUCCCUGUGUCAUGCCCCACAUUUUGAGGCAUGCUGGUACUUCCAAUGACGCCUUCCGCAAAAGGCGUUCACUGGCUGACAUUCAGAAGAGAGGCAGAUGGGAGGCCAAGAAGAGUGUGAGCCGCUACGAGAAGCAUGCGCUUCUUCUAAAACGGUGGGAGCAAGCUGACUCGAAUCGCAACCAGACCAUCCGAGUCAGAUCCCAGGCGCUGCCAAGACGUUUGUUGUCAGCGCUGCGACAGCGGUAG